AAAUCCACCUUACGGAAUCUCUACAAUGACUAUUGAUAAAAUGCUCAACGUUCUAUAUAUUUAUAUAACAUCACAUUAAUCAAUAAAUUUUAGUACUAUACCAUACAAACUAAGUGUCUUAUUAUUUCUUUGUAAACAUCAAAUAUGGAAGCAAGAUGUCUUUUACAAAACAUAAGCCCUAUUCCAUUUCAGCCUCUGCCGAUAAGGCGUACUAAUAAACUGAAUCGCUCGCCUGUUUUUGCAGUGCUCACUAGACCAGUACACGAGAAUAUACGAGUAAAAGAGUUGAAAAGUCGAGAUGAGCUAGCGGACAUGACGAGAAACACCGUUUAUAACGAUAGUUGGCUCGAUCAGCUAGCUAUAAACCAUCUUUCGCAAAGUGUUCAAGCCGCAACAGGGUUGAGGAAUAAAAAGAGUGGUUACGAAAGCUUGGUGCAAGCAGCUAUGGAUGCAUCACAGAAAUUCAAGCUGACACAUCAGCGUGAACUCGUGCUUGAAGCUCUCGAUAAGGCUAUCCCUAGACCAAUUCUUGACCUGAUAAAGAUGGUGCUGCCCCAAUCUAAAUUUACAAGAGAAUAUUUUGCUGCUUUCACUACCUUGUUUUUCGUCUGGCUGAUCGGACCAUGCGAGGUGCGGGAAUCAGAAUUCAAUGGGAGAAAAGAGAAGAAUGUAGUCUAUAUAAAAAAAUGCAGGUUUUUGGACGAAACCAAUUGUGUUGGGAUGUGUACUAAUCUUUGUAAGGCUUCAAGUCAGACCUUCAUUAAGGAAUCACUUGGAAUGCCAGUCAACAUGGUUCCCAAUUUUGAUGAUAUGAGCUGUGAGAUGAUAUUCGGACAAGAACCACCUUUGUUAAAAGAAGAUCCAGCAUUCAAGACACCAUGCUAUAAACUAUGUAAAGUAAAUCAAAAACAUGCAACGAAAUGAUCUAGCUAACGAGGGACAUGAAGAAGGGCAGUCCAUAUGAGAAUUAUAUACUUUGACAGUUCAUUGUCAUACAUCAAACUUUACGCUUUAUACAAUAAACUAUUCAUGGACAUCUUAACUGGAAAAUGUAAAGAGUUGCCAUUGGUAUAGCUUUCUAAUUCCAUAUGUUCAGGAACAGUCAAAUUGAUACUUCUAAAGUUUUUCAUAGGUAGGGAUAUAUUAUGACAUUACUAUAAUUUAUGCAUCUGGUGUAAAACAAUAGUAAAGAUGACAAAUAAUUGUUCAUAAUUGCACU
Mercurialis annua (annual mercury) is the source of this 1219-nucleotide messenger RNA. RefSeq names its product beta-carotene isomerase D27, chloroplastic. Gene Ontology annotation, molecular function: iron ion binding. The coding region runs from base 145 to 924 and encodes 259 amino acids. The record is from RefSeq and is a predicted model, not a curated record. The transcript is spliced from 7 exons. Lineage: Eukaryota; Viridiplantae; Streptophyta; Magnoliopsida; Malpighiales; Euphorbiaceae.